AUGGGCGCCGGCGCCGGCGCUGGAGCCCGCGCCCGCGAGUACCUCGCGGAGGAUGAUGCCCUGCGGCGCGUCAUCAAGGAGGACUUGCCCUGGGCGGAGGAGCUGCUCAGCCGUGCUGAGCGGCUUGUUGCAGACGCUAAAGCUGAAGGAGAUGGAUCGAAGGAGGAUCCUAAGAACGAGGAGCAUGAAAACAAUGAGGCGCCUGCAAAGAAUAAGAACAUCGAGUUGAACGUCUACGGCUUGGGUGGGUUGACGGAUGGCUUGAAGUUUCACCUUGCAGUUGAACCUGCUGAGACAGUGGCAAUGUGCUAG
This is a messenger RNA of Durusdinium trenchii, 312 nucleotides long. NCBI's taxonomy places the organism in Eukaryota, Dinophyceae, Suessiales, Symbiodiniaceae. The record is from the annotation of a GenBank genome assembly.